This is a messenger RNA of Lachancea meyersii CBS 8951, 1689 nucleotides long. Lineage: Eukaryota; Fungi; Ascomycota; Saccharomycetes; Saccharomycetales; Saccharomycetaceae. The record is from the annotation of a GenBank genome assembly.
AUGAACAACUUCAUACAAGCUUCCGAGAUCAAAGAGCGGAUUCGUAAGGGCCAAGCUAUCGUGAUAUAUCGCGGACACGCUUUGAGACUCGAUAAAUGGAUAAAGUUUCAUCCCGGCGGGGACAAGGCUAUCCACCAUAUGAUUGGCCGCGACGCGACAGACGAGAUGAAUGCAUACCACUGUGACGAGACGGUCGCAGGUUUUUUGAAAUGGAAAAUCGGUAAAAUCGAUGGAGACUGGGUCAAUUGUUUGCCUCCGAUCCAGGGCGGAACGUACGCUGCCAAAGACGAAAAUGAUUCCAGCGAAUCAUCACACAAAAAAGAUGUAUCAGAAGCUGUAACGGGCCCAAAAAUGUGUGGAGAACCCGCGGUCAAAGUGGUCCCCAAAAUGCCCGAGGGCUUGGUUCCGUCGCUGAACAUGACGCAGGCUUUCGAGCAGCACAUCGUGGUGGACCGUGCUCUGUCGCACGCAGACCGCUACGACGACGCUCUUGUUCGUCGCGACCUGGAAUCGUUGCCCAAUCUCGACCCCGCAACGCAACAUUGGCUUUCGCAAGAAUACAACGAAAUGCAUCAAAAAGUGAUCAACGCAGGACUGUACCAAUGCGACUACACACGCUAUUUUAAGGAAGCCACUCGAAUUGCGCUGCUAUUUGGACUCUCUUUGUACCUUUUGUUCGCACAUAAACGCUGGUUUUGGAGCGCAGUGUGCAUGGGAGCUGCAUGGCAGCAAUUGGUGUUCAUAGCGCACGACGCGGGCCAUAUCAGUAUCACACACAAUUACCAAGUCGAUAACAUCAUUGGGAUGGUCGUGGCAUCGUGGAUCGGUGGACUAUCGCUUGGAUGGUGGAAGCGCAAUCACAACGUACACCAUUUGGUCACCAACGAUCCAGUGCACGACCCGGACAUCCAGCACUUGCCGUUCUUUGCUGUGAGCACACGUCUCUUCACAGACGUGUACUCCACGUACUACGAGCGUUUUCUGUGGUUCGACAAGCUAGCACGCAAGACAAUCCCACUGCAGCGCUUUCUUUACUACCCGAUCCUGAGUUUCGGUCGUUUCAAUCUGUACCGGCUGAGCUGGAUGCACGUCCUGCUUGGACAGGGUCCACGGCGCGGCAGCGCCGCGUGGUUCCGCUAUUUUGAGCUUGCUGGGCUCGCCUUUUUUAAUUAUUGGUUUUUCUACUCGGUAUGCGGAUGUGGCCUGUCGACGACGCGGGAACGGGUCCAGUAUGUGUUGGUUUCGCACAUUGUCACCAUGGUUGUGCACGUUCAAAUCACACUAUCGCAUUUUGCCAUGUCUACGUCAGAUCUUGGUGUUGCUGAGGGGUUCGCGAUGCGCCAGCUGCGCACUUCGAUGGACGUUGACUGUCCCAGAUGGCUAGACUUUUUCCACGGUGGACUACAGUUCCAAGUCGUGCACCAUCUAUUCCCACGGCUGCCACGGCACAACUUGCGGGCUGCGCAGCCGUUUGUGAUCGAGUUCUGCAAGAAAGUGGGUUUGAAAUAUUCCAUCUACGGCUUCAGCAAGGGCAACGAGGUGGUCUUGAGCAAGUUAGAGGAGAUCGCUCAGCAGGCAAAGACCAUGUUGGACUGUGCCAAGACGAUGGAGCGCGAUGCACACACCGCUGCGUCGACCAAGACACCAGAACGUCAAAAUUGGGUCCAAACUCAUCGCAGGCUCAAUUGA